AUGCAAUACUCGCGAAGACAUCCACGAGAUAUGGAUACCUCCUUGGACCGCAGAAUGAAAUCCCGACCGGAUAGCUUGAGUAUUGCCACAUUACCAAACACAUACUCCCGAGUCCUUGAUUCAAAGCAUUUUUGCGGCGAGAUCAUCAUUGAAAAGGACCGAGCGAAGGCCAUCGAAACCGCGUGCCGUGCGCACCGCGUGGUCUCAACAUCCACAAACAUCACCCUUGCAAUCUUUACCGAUGGCUCACGGCGCGGUCUUAAUGGUGCCUAUGCGGUCACAUUCAAACGCUAUGCGCCAGGCACUGAGGAGCACGGCAGCGAAGUAGCGGCCGGCUGGCCUGUUUUCCGCCAAAGCAUCAACGGCUGUGAAUUGCUAGCAAUCAAGCACGCUAUCAAGGUGGCAAUCAGCGAGCUAGCCACACUCGAACGACAAUUGCCGCCGAAAACCAAAUCAAAGGUGCAGGUCAAGAUCUUUAACGAUGGCAUAUUCACGCUCGAGCAUCUAGCAGAAUUGAGGGAGACUAUGCCAAAAGAGAGCGACCAUAUCUCUUCCAUUUACCGCUGGUCAAAGAGACUUCGAGAACGAUUCGCAGGUCGCGUCUCACCACUUGAAGUGAAGCUUCAUUGCAAAGCCGAUGAGGUAGCUGGCAUAGUUUCCGAGACUACGAUGCCCUUGCUUAUCGUCGGCGGAGAGGAGCGGCCGUGCCGUCACUGGGACUCCGUGAUCCAGAAACUGUCUCGGGAACUGCCCGCUCCGCCUUACCAGGCGACAUCACGAGUGGCCGAGGGAGGGGAUGCGGAGGGCCAAGAUGGCGACUACGAUCUAUUCCCAUGCCAAGCGGACAUAAACGGCCCAGGGAACAAUCUCGAGGUCCUCGAAGGCUCGAACGACUACGAGGUGCACGGCAAUGAUAAUCACCUCCAACCUCAACCCAAUGAAGAGCGGCAAGAUAUCAGCUUCGAACACUGGUUCAAUCAAUGCCAGGAUAUCCAGCGGUGGAACCAGUUGUCAGCUGAGUUUCAGGGUUGCUACCAACAGUGGUACACCCUGUUUUUAAGAGAACAAUAA
Neurospora tetrasperma FGSC 2508 is the source of this 1071-nucleotide messenger RNA. RefSeq lists its product as uncharacterized. The coding region runs from base 1 to 1071 and encodes 356 amino acids. The transcript has 3 exons. Lineage: Eukaryota; Fungi; Ascomycota; Sordariomycetes; Sordariales; Sordariaceae. The record is from RefSeq and is a predicted model, not a curated record. Gene Ontology annotation, molecular function: nucleic acid binding.